CUCGCUCAGCGCCGCCGCCGGCCUGCCCGGGGGAUCCCUCCGCGACGAGAGCUGCUCCCGAGUCCUCGGGCACGUCUUCCCGCCUUUUGCGGUAAUGUCCCCGGUGCCGGUGUUUCAUUCUGUAUCGUAACGUGCCGGCAGACGGUAUCUUCCCGCUCUUCGCGUCUCGACGGAAGCUCGGCCGGGUCUGAAGUUGAGGCUUAGAUUGGAUAUUAGGAAGAAUUUCUUUACUCGAAGAGUGAUCAGGCACUGGAAAAGCUUGCCCAGGGAGGUGGUGGAGCCACCAUCCUUGGAUGUAUUCGAGAAACGUGUAGAUGAGGAACUUUAGGCCAUGCUCUAGUGGCCGAGAUUGUAGGUUGGGUGUGGGCUUGUUUGGUUUGGGUGUUUUUUGGGGUGGGUUUUUUUUUGUUGUUGGUUUGGUUUUUUUUGUUUUGUUUUUCUGUUGGACUCGGUGAUCUCAGAGGUCCUUUCCAAUCAUGACUAUUUUGUAAUUGAGCCCCAGUGACCGUGACAAGACUCCAUCCUGUCAACUCUGUCUGCUGCUUCUUUCUGGGUUGUGCAGUAAGUGAUGCAGGUUUUCCUGAGUAUGGCUCUUUGUGGUGAAUGUUAUUAGCUGUGAGCAUAGUAAUUCUUUAAUGAAUUAAGUGUCCUGUAAGAGCAGACCUGAGGGCUUUUUCUCCCAUGGACUCGGGAGAACUCAAGUUGCAGAGAAGCUGACUGAGUUCAGAGAGCUGUGGAAAUUGGCAGUGGAAGAUGGUUUUCUUAGAAUCAGAGGUAUUAUCUUUGUCUCUUUCUUUUAUUUCUCUCUCCUUUUUUUUUUUUUUUUUUUUUACAUAACAUUUGGCCAAAAUAAGGCCAUCUCUUGCUGUGGGUGCUUUUCAUGUUGGAAACCAAUGCGAUUCUCCAUGCAAACAGCUGUUUCUCCCUUUUUCCUUAAUCCUAAGAAAAUGCAGACGGGGUCAGAACAGAAUGUAUUUGUUGCUUUGUCCACCUUUAGGAAAUACUAGAUAGUUUGAACUGCUGAUAUUCAGCUGACCUGGAUCCCCUGUGCAUAGUAGGGGAAUAGAAAUAGAUGCAAUGUAUAGAAACAGAAAAUACCUGUCCUGUUGUCAAAUUGCAUGAUGCUUUUAGCUUAAGUCCCUGAAGUUUCAGAGCUACCCGCUAACUUCUCAACUUCAGUAAUAUCUAUUAUAUAUAAAAAUUACAUAAUCUCCAAACCUUCCAGCUACUGAAGUUCGUGCUUGCUCCUAUUUUCCCCUUUUAUCUUCUCCAGGCCCCAGUCCUGCAAAAGCUUCCUAUUCAUAAUAAUCUCUGUACCCUGAGUAAGAGUACUAAUUUAAUUAUCUCACUAAGUAUUAGCCAUAUGCUCUUAUGAUGUCCCCCUCCCCACUCUCCCCCUCAAAAAAAAAAAAACAAACAAAAAAUCCUCCAAACAAAUAGUUUUAAAUGUGUUUGCAGAACUGUGAAAAUUUGCAAAGUGAACUUGCAGAAGACAGGUUCUAGACUACUCCUCUUAUAUUCACUGUAUCUAAUUGCUUCUGGGUACUAAAAGUUUGUGAAUGCAGAAAAACUCAUAAAAUAUAGAAAAAUAGUACUUGCUAAUGGUGCUCAGAUUGGUGAGUGAAUGCUGUUAACUGUCAGUCAGUUUUGAUACUGAUUUAAGUUUUGAAUUUUCCUUUUGCAAGACAAAUUCUAAAGAAGUACACAAAUCUCUCAGCUUUUUCCUUGCCUUGUACACCAUUUUAUAUACAGCAGGCAUGUAUAAUUCCCAAAGCACACCUAAAUUUAUUUGUCAGUGUAAUUUCAUGCCCAUUUAAAAUUUUUUUUCAACAGCUGCAAAUAAUGUAUUCUUCUGGGAAAUAUAUAAUAAUUUAAUUAAUUUUGCUUUUCAGAUUUAAUGUAUUUUUACAUUAAAUAUAUUUGUAAGAAUCUGAAAUAGAAUGCAACAAUACAAAAUACAGAAGACUUUUACUGUAACAUUGGAAUUUGAAGUCAUGGUUUAAAUGAGGAACUCCACAAGUUUCUGAGGAGUGUUCCAUUAGGGAGAGACAUUUUAAAAAUAUUUCCCUCAGUCCAGUUCAUUUAAGACAGACUGAAUGCCAGACCAGUUGUCCUGGAGCAAAUGAAAGGCUGAGGAAACAAUAGUUGAGCAAGUCAGGAAGAUAGAGGAGAUUAUUUAUUUCUCUAGACCUGUUUUUUGUCCUUUUUGGAUUCCUUCCUCUCGUACAAGAGUAGGUUUCAUUGUCUUCAGGCCUGCAGCUUUAAAUUUUUCAUCCUGUCAGGGUUACUGCCUCUGAACAGGUAGUUGCAUUGUUUGACACAGACAAGCUCUAACCUUUCUUGAGCAAAUGCAAAGCAUUUGCAGGACUUCAGUGUUCCCGCUCUUCAACAGAGAAUCAGCCAUUUCUUUGCAGCUUCUUACUAAAGUGUUGUUUUGUGUCCUCCCUUUCGUUCUUGACAAAGGUAACUUUGGCUCCCACUGGAGAUACUUCUCAGGUGGUGUCUUAGUACUGCACGGCACCUCUCUUACAUGCGGGUCCAAAAAGGACUUUACAUGCCUCUUCCUUCCAGCAUCAGAGGAAAAAGUUUACAGUGUUUUGGUGGGAGUGCUCAGCUUCAAGACUUCCCUUUGUUCUUCACAACUUGAAGGGAUAUGAAGCCAAUUGGAAAAGUGCUUUGUGCUACAGGGAUCAUAGCUGUGCACCUAGCUUUCUUCUGGAAAGACUCUUUUAACCCAGAGAGGUUGUCUGGUGCCCGGGUUCUCCUGACUGGAGCCAGUGCUGGGAUUGGAGGGCAGAUGGCAUAUCACUAUGCCAGAUUUGGUGCUGAAAUUGUUUUCACUGCUAGGAGGGAAGCUGUGCUGCAGAAGGUGGUGGAGAAAUGCCUGACACUGGGAGCAAAGAAAAUAUUUUAUAUCCCUGCAGAUACGUCUUUCCCUUCAGAGCCUGAGAAAGCGGUUCAAUUUGCUGUUCAAAAGCUGGGGGGACUGGAUUACCUGGUGUUGAACCACAUUGGUGUGACUAGUUUCCAGAUGUGGGAUGGGGAUAUGGAAUACACCCACCGGCUCAUGCAGGUGAAUUUCUUCAGUUAUGUGUCACUUGCAACAGCAGCCCUUCCCACCCUGAAGAAGAAUAAAGGCUCUCUGGUGGUUGUUUCUUCCCUCACAGGGAAAAUACCCACUCCCUUCACCACUUCUUAUUCUGCCACCAAGUUUGCACUGGAUGGAUUCUUCAGCUCACUGCGCCAUGAACUCAUCGUGCAGAAGAGAAAUGUCUCUAUUACACUGUGUAUCCUGGGCCUGAUUGAUACUGAUAGCGCAUUAGAGAAUACCAGGGGCAAAGUGCACCUAACUGCUUCUUCUGCUCCUGACGCUGCACUCGCCAUCAUCCAGGGGGGUGCCACACACAUGCAGGAGGUUUUCUACCCAUGGUGGCUUCAGCAUGUGUGCUGCCUCUGGGUUCUGUUCCCCAAAAACAGGGACCAGGUUUUACAGAGUUACUAUAAUUACAGCAGACCUUAAGAGAUGCCUAGUCUUAGUCUCCUCCUCGCAUCCUACAUCCCUUCUAAUCACAUUAUCCCCAUUCCACUAAUUAUCCCAUUCAACCAUUGGUGUCAAGCAGGAGCAGAGUAGCAGUGGUGGCAAAGUAACCUUACCUCUUUUCAGGAGAAUCUUUUGGUCUCUCUCUCCCAUCCUGCUUUAGUCACAGUUGAUAUUUCUACCUGUCAGUCAGAGCUCUUUCCCACUGUUCACUGUCUUAGCCCUCCACCCAUCUUCCCUCCUUCAGCCUCACCUGUCUGCUUUUACUGCAGCAUCUUCUUUCAGCUCUGGCUGUGUCUAUAUAGAAUAUCCUGGAAUGUCUGCUCCACUGCUUCAUUAUUUUGUGGAUUCUGUGAAUGUUCUUGCUUCCUAUAAAUGGAAUUUUAAUCUCUAUUUUAAUUAAACUUUUUUAAUGUG
Apus apus (common swift) is the source of this 3955-nucleotide messenger RNA. RefSeq names its product hydroxysteroid 11-beta dehydrogenase 1 like (gene HSD11B1L). The record is from RefSeq and is a predicted model, not a curated record. Gene Ontology annotation, cellular component: intracellular membrane-bounded organelle. Bases 2654 to 3520 code for a protein of 288 amino acids. The transcript has 7 exons. Lineage: Eukaryota; Metazoa; Chordata; Aves; Apodiformes; Apodidae. Gene Ontology annotation, molecular function: oxidoreductase activity.